AUGACCGCCGCAGAAUCCUCAAAGAGCGGCGAACGACAUGAUCAGGAGACUCAGAGAGUGAAGACUUUCCUCUCCGAACGGGCACCGUUGAUCCUCCUGGCAUCCUUUGGCGGCGCGCUUCUCCUGACAGGUCUCACAGGCUCGGUGCUCAUGAAGCGAGCCGCCCAGGCGAGUGAAGCUUCCGCAAGUACUUUGCCCUUGGCAAGGCUAUCUCGGAACAGACCGCGUCGUCUGAGGCAGCUUCUGCUCCUAGACACCGCGCCAGACAGACCAUUCGAAUUUAGAUCCAAUCUGUCCUUGCUGCGACCACUUGCACCCCCGCCAAAGGUAGACCUGAAAGGCAAAGGACGAGACACAUCAGACGACGACGACGACUUCAAUCCAGUGCUCUAUGCCAGCAAGGCAUUUGGGAUUGCCACGCUCAUCGUCGCCGCAAGCGCGACUGGCAUUGCUGCCUUUCUGUCAUGGAAGCUGGACGUCGACAGUUUCGAAUCUUUUGCGCUGACGCUGAAGCACGAGAUGCCCUCUCGUCUACAGCGGUGGCGGCCAACUUUGUCGCCGCGAACGCCAGCGACGGAGUCCACAUUCUCAGUGGACGACCCAAUGCGAGCUGCAACGUUUCGGGAGUACACAGAUCAGUCGAGCUUAGAGGUGCAACCAGCGCCAGCUGACUGGCUAGAGGAACUCGAAAGUGAAGCGCGUGAGCAAUCAGCCGUCAAGCGAGCGCGAUGGGAAGCAUGGAAAGCCCAGAGAGAUGCUGCCCGAUUGGGGCCAUCAACAAUGCAUGCGUCUUGA
Molecule: messenger RNA, 795 nt
Organism: Mixia osmundae IAM 14324
Lineage: Eukaryota; Fungi; Basidiomycota; Mixiomycetes; Mixiales; Mixiaceae
Exons: 2
Coding region: 1-795 (264 amino acids)
Source: RefSeq, a predicted model, not a curated record